Molecule: messenger RNA, 1000 nt
Organism: Cadophora gregata
Lineage: Eukaryota; Fungi; Ascomycota; Leotiomycetes; Helotiales; Ploettnerulaceae
Exons: 1
Coding region: 1-969 (322 amino acids)
Source: RefSeq, a predicted model, not a curated record
AUGCGUUCAGAUGUCAAGCUCAGGCGAGAGGCAUUGCUGUCGGCUGAUACAGACCUCGUAAGCGUGUUAGCGCUAUCCAGAAACUGUCUCUGCGAGGAUAAGCGAGACAAGUUUUAUGGUAUUUUGGGUCUUACCACUGAUGUCGAUGAGUUCGAUGUACCGGUUGACUACUCUCUGUCACUAUUCUGGGUGUAUGUGAGCGUUCUUCAAGCACGCUCACACCAGUGGGGCACUGAUGACGAAGUACUAACCAAUUACUCUGCCGAUCAGAUUAUGACUCUGAGUAGAGCGUUACAGAAGCCACUGCUUGGACCAGACUUUGGGAUGUCUGGGUUUGAGGAGAUGAGAUGCGGCAGAGCUGAGAUGCUGGAGACGACAAAAGCUGAUCUCAAAUACUUGAAUAUCCAAGGUGGGAAUCUUGGAAAAGUCAUCGGUCAUACUGCAACUCUCAAACAUAUUCCUGAUUUAUCACUCGAGCAACUGGUUGGGGGCGUUAAUUCAUUUCUCCCGAUACUCAAAGAAAAGGUUAAUUUAUCUCUGACAUCUACAAACCCUGACUUGAGCGACUCUUGGGCAAAUUUUUGCUUUGAUUUAUCAAUUGGUUGUGAGGUGACCUGCGACGUGAAUGCCAAAGAGAGAGAAGCUGGAUUGACAGUGUUUGUGACGGACUUUGGAAAUGUUGGUGUGGCUCCCAAUGUCAUCAUGCCCGGUGAUAAAUUUUGGGACUAUGGGUCAAAAUGUUCCGCUAUGGCAAUAGUUAGAGGCGAGGAAGGAAGCUAUCAACUCAUAUCCAGGGCUUGUCUUGCGAAAGAUUGCAUCAAGUCCGGCGACUCUGCCAAACUGUUCUCCGGCACAGCGAGUGGCCCAGCGAGGCAUCGAGACAGAAAAAGGAUGACUGUGAAGCUGAAUUUGGCAGAACUCCAAAGGUUCACAAGCCCGCUUCGUGGGACAAGAGAUGUAGAAGAAUAGUUUAGAGUAACAAUUCAAGCGAUUGAUGACC